UAAAAAAGGAAAUAAAUUACUUCAUUGAUGUCCAGCAGGCGUAAAGAUCCGUGUAAAGCAAAUGCAUGUAAAAUACAAGCCUGUCUAAGCGAAAAUAAUUAUCAAGAAAGUAAAUGCUUGGAAGUCCUGGAACAAAUGCGUAUCUGUUGCUUGAAGUGGCAUAAAGAAUCAACUUGUUGUUCGGGGAUCUAUUUGGAUAAAAGUUAUCUUGUUGACAAAGAGGAACAAGGAAGAGGAAUUGACACCGGCAAGUAACCAGCCAACUUUUCUGUAA
This is a messenger RNA of Rhagoletis pomonella (apple maggot), 274 nucleotides long. Its product is annotated as cx9C motif-containing protein 4. Gene Ontology annotation, cellular component: mitochondrial intermembrane space. Lineage: Eukaryota; Metazoa; Arthropoda; Insecta; Diptera; Tephritidae. The transcript is spliced from 2 exons. The record is from RefSeq and is a predicted model, not a curated record. Bases 28 to 255 code for a protein of 75 amino acids.